GGAGGGUUCGGGGGGCCCGGGGGGCUCAUGGGGACAAUGAGGGGCUCGGCAGUGCCGGGACAAUGGGGGUUCUCCAGUGCGGGGAGCCCGGGGAGCGCUGGGGCCGUGGGGACACUGGGGGGCUCAUGGGGACAACAGGGGGGUCCGGGCCGUGGGGACACGGGGGGCUGUUGGGACUACGGGGCACUUGGAGAGGGCCCAGGGGGGUGCCGUGACCGUGCCCUCAGGGGAACACGGGCCGGCGCAGGAAUUGGGCACCGGCACCCCCGGAGCCCCCGGGAGAACGUGAGAGGGGCACAGGAAUUGGGCAUCAGCAUCAGGCACCGGCACUGGGAGAGCCUGGGGGGCACAGGAGUCGGGACUGGUACCUCCCGACCCCUGGCACAGCCCUGGGGCACACACACUUCUGGUACUGGCAUCGGAACCAGCACCCCCUGCACCCCCAGGAGAACCGGCAGGGCACAGGAACCGGGCACCGGCACCCCCGAACCCCAGGGAGUGGGUGGCACACGGGCACGGGGGUGGCACGGGGGGGGCGGACCGUCGAGCCCCACACUGGGGGGUCUGCGGGGUGCAAAGAAGGGGCCCUCAGCCUCCCGGGAGCCCUGCCAGGGCAGGGGUCCAGCUCCCCGGGGCGGGGGGGCAGUGCCCUGCUUGGUCCUGAUGCCACCACGUCCCCUGGGGGGCUUCUGGCUGCCCAAGGGAACCCCAGGACCCCCACCCGCAUGUCCCGUCCUCCUCCACCCUCCCCGGUGCCCGCGGGCCGGGCACUGCCCGAAAUAAAGGACUGUCCCCCACACUGGGCUGAGCCGUUCUUCGGGGGGGGUCCCCAGCACGACGGGGGUCCCCGGCACCGCACGGCCCCCCAUGGCCCCCCCGGGAAGGCUCCAGCGCGGGGUGGGGGGGGAUUUCACCCCAGACCCCCGAGGCAUCGCUGUGAUGACCCCCCCAGUCCCUUGUGCCAGUGGGGGGCCCUGGGCAGGGGGUGGGGGUCUCCUGCAGUGGGGACACUCCCUGGUGAGGGGCUGGACCCUCAUCCCGGUUCCGUCCAUCGCCGUUCGGAUCCAGGGCUGCCCCAUCCCCUGGAUUGGGCGGGGAUGGGGGGCCGGGCAGUGGUUUUGUCUGUCCCCCGCCACUGCUCGGGACCCCCAUGCCCUGCCCAGAUGCCGCUCCCCCCCGAUCCUCCCCCGUGACCCCAUAACCUUCCCGGGAUCGGUUUAUGGCAUCAUCCCACCCCGGCGGCGGCGGCACUUCCCACCCGCGCCUGCGCUGGCCGCGCCACCGGAGCCUCCGUGGGCCUGGGAACGGGCUGAAUGAGAGGAAACCCCCCCGUGCUGCCACCGGAGACCCCCCGAAACUGAGAGAGACCCACCCCCCAAGCCGAGCGAGCCGCCCCCAGCGCUGCGGGGCGAUGGGCUGAGCGCAUCCCGCACCUCCUCCGCGGGAGCGGCCGGCACAGGCCGGGGCGGGGGCUAAGGGAGACAAAGACCCUCCCCAGAGACCCCCCGGGCCGUGCCGGGGGGGUGACCGGACCCCCCGGCCCUGGGAGGACCCCCCGGUUCGCCCCGAGGAGCUGCAGAGCCGCGACCCCGCUUUGAGGAGCGACCGCGCCGGGAGCAGCAGGUGCCAUGGCGUCGUUCCGGAUCCGUGCGUUCCGGGAGCAGGACUCGGAUGCGGUUCGGGCGCUGUUUGCCCGCGGGAUCCUGGAGCACGCCCCGGCCGGGUUCCGGUACAUGCUGCGCUUGGCGCGGGUGCGGCUGGUGCUGCUCGUGCUGUUUGUGGGCGCUCGGGCGGGCGGCGGGUCCUGGGUGCUGGGCCUGGGCGCCGUGGGGCUGGCGCUGGUGCUGCUCUGGCUGCUCGUGCGCUCCCUCAGUGCCGAGUACGUGCGCGACGCGCUGGGCACCGACCUGUGUGACAUCCCCGGCGCGUACCUGCGGGCGCCCGACUGCGGCUUCUGGGUGGCCGAGGUGGGGGGCUCCGUGGUGGGCAUGGUGGCCGCGGUGCCCUCGCGGGACGUGCCCGGGGCGCUGGAGCUGCGGCGGAUGUCGGUGAGCCGGGAGCAGCGCGGGCGCGGGCUGGCGCGGGCGCUGUGCCGGGAGGUGAUGGCCUUCGCCCGCGCCCGCGGCUUCGGCGCCGUGGUGCUCAGCACCUCCAUGGUGCAGGUGGCGGCGCAGCGGCUCUACGAGGGGCAGGGAUUCCGCAGGGUGGGCGCCUCCAGCCCCUCCCUGCUGGGCACCAUCCUGCACUUCCAGAUCUUCCACUACCGCUGCGACCUGGGCGCCCGCGACGGCGCCAAGGCCGAGUAGCGCCGGUGGGACACCGCGGGCACGGGGGGCACUGCCGUGGCACAGGGGUCCUGGGACGUGUGGCACUGCCGUGGCACCCCAAACCUGGCACACGAGGCGCUCCCUGGGACACGAGGCACUGCCCUGGCACGGCAGCACCAACAUGGCACCACAACCCCGGCACCUGUGGCGCUGCCGUGGCACCCAAACUCCAGCCCCAGCACACGAGGCACAGCUGUGGCGCCCGAGCCCAGGACGUGGGGCUCCACCACAGCACUACCCGAGCAUCUCAAACUUGGCACAUGAGGCACUUCCAUGGCACCCCAAAUUUGGCACAUGAGGCACUUCCACGGCACCCCAAAUUUGGCACACGAGGCACUGCCACGGCACCCCAACUCUGGGACAUGAAGCUCCACCAUGGCACCACCACAGCACCCCAAACUCAGGACAGAAGGCACUGCCAUGGCACCCCAACUCCAGCCCCAGCACAGCAACACCAACAUGUGCCCCCAGGAUGUGAGGCACUGCCAUGGCUCCCCGACCCUGGCCCCUGUGGCACUGCCAGGGCACCCAAACCCAGCCCCAGCAUGUGAAGUGCUGCCACGGCACCGCAGCUCCAGGACGUGAGGCACCACCACGGCACUCCAGGCUCGGCACACAAAGCACUACCACAGCACCCCAACCCUGGCACACGUGGCACUGCUGUGGCACCCGAACUGCAGCCUCAGCACAGCAGCACUGACUGUGCCGUCACUGUGACCCCGGGACAUGAGGCACUGCCACGACACCCCAGCCUGGGGCACACGGCACUGCCGUGGCACCUGACCCUGGCACAGGAGGCACCACCGGGCACCCAAACCCCAGCCCUGGCACAAGAGACGCUGCCACAGCACCCCAGCCCUGGCACCCUUGGCACAGCUCUGGCACCCCUGACCCCAACCUUGGCACUCCAGACCCCGGCCCUGGCACACUGCCCUGGUACCCUGCCCUGGCCCUGGCACAUACGUGUGGGUUGGCUGUGGGGCGUUGGCGGUGCCCAGAUGCGCUGCCAGGGCCUUUCCUGGAUUUCUGGCAGCGGGAAAUAAAGAGAGACCUGUGGGAACA
Molecule: messenger RNA, 3389 nt
Organism: Chiroxiphia lanceolata (lance-tailed manakin)
Lineage: Eukaryota; Metazoa; Chordata; Aves; Passeriformes; Pipridae
Gene: NAT8
Product: N-acetyltransferase 8 (putative)
Exons: 2
Coding region: 1629-2306 (225 amino acids)
Molecular function (GO): N-acetyltransferase activity
Source: RefSeq, a predicted model, not a curated record